GUGGCAGACCCGUGUAAUCGAUCCGGGUUAACGAUUUAGCUUCGAUUUCGAGUCUCUACUGAUGAGAAGACGGAAAAAGCCGAAAUAAACUCGUUAAACUGUUUAUCUUUUGUUUAUCUUCUCGGUUCGACCUGCGGUUCGUCUGAGCAGCUAGAUUUAGGUGAUCAGAAUAGGAAAAGACUUGUAGACGAAGAGAAAAAUAAAUAAAUAAACAAAGCGUCUUGUUUGUGACGGAAGGCUAAAGGCUAAAGUUAGCCAAAUGUCCGCAGCCGCCGGCUCCUCUCCUGCUGCCUCGCCGGGCUCGCGGCUCUCCGCUCCGGCCGCAGGCAUGUCUGUGUUCCGCUGGCUGGAGGUGCUGGAGAAGGAGUUUGAUAAGGCGUUUGUGGACGUGGACCUGCUGCUGGGGGAGAUCGACCCUGACCAGGCCGACAUCACGUACGAAGGCCGGCAGAAGAUGACAAGCCUGAGUUCGUGUUUUGCUCAACUUUGUCAUAAAGCACAGACGGUGUUUCAGCUGAACCAUAAAUUAGAGGCUCAGCUGGUGGAUCUGAGGUCGGAGCUGACGGACGCUCAGGCAGAGAAAACCGUGGUGGAGAAGGAGGUCCAUGAGCAGCUGCUUCAGCUUCACACUCUGCAGUUGCAGCUCCAUGCUAAAGCAGGCCAGACCGUCGACUCCAGCUCCAUUAAAGACAGGAUGCCCGUUGCUUCCGUGGAGGAGAUGGAGAAGGAACUGGAGGCCAGUAAGAAAGAGAAGGUGAAGGAGGUGAAGCUGGAAGCCGAGGUGAGGAUGCUGAAGAAAGAGAACGAGGCCCUCCGCAGGCACAUCGCAGUACUGCAGGCCGAGGUGUACGGCGCCAGACUGGCAGCUAAAUACCUGGACAAGGAGCUGGCUGGGAGGGUCCAGCAGAUUCAGUUAUUAGGUCGGGACAUGAAGGGCCCGGCUCAUGAUAAACUGUGGAACCAGUUGGAAGCUGAGAUUCAUCUGCACCGCCACAAAACGGUCAUCCGAGCCUGCAGAGGGCGCAACGACCCGAAGAAGCCCUUGCCGUCACCUGCAGGACAUGACCCUGAAUCUCUGAAGAAGACUCAGGGGGUCGGUCCAAUCCGCAAAGUGCUCCUGUCUAAAGAGGACCAUGAGGGGCUUGGGAUCUCCAUCACGGGAGGUAAAGAACACGGAGUUCCCAUCCUGAUCUCAGAGAUCCACCCAGCUCAGCCUGCGGAGCGAUGCGGGGGGCUUCAUGUUGGAGACGCCAUAUUAGCUGUCAACAACAUUAACCUGAGAGACGCCAAGCAUAAGGAGGCAGUGACCAUCCUCUCCCAGCAGAGAGGCGAGAUCGAGUUUGAGGUGGUGUACGUGGCACCGGAGGUGGACUCGGACGACGAGAACGUGGAGUACGAGGACGAGAGCGGGCAUCGCUAUCGUCUCUACCUGGACGAACUGGAGGAGGGAACGGGAGGUAGCCAUGGCAACGGCCCUGCCGAUUCUGCCUCACUGCAAGUCGUGGAAAAGCACCUGAUGGCCGACGCAGCCGAGAACGGAGACACGGGCAUCUCCAGCGAGAGUCCUUCUGAGGAGACGCCCUCGAAGACGACGGAGCCUCCUCAGAACUCGUCCUGAAGAGCCGGGAGAGACGAGGGGCUCCGGUUCCCACCCCCCUCACACGGAGAAGGAGAAAGAGAAAUAAAAACUCUGGCCCUGUAUGAUAGCUGUAACAUACCAAGAUGUGUGUUUUUGUACCGUAUGGACACGACACAGUUUCAGAGUCCACUGGAGAGCACAUGGAGACACCGAGAGGAAACGCAGAUCGGAUGGUUUAUUGUUAUCGGAUGUCUUCUGAAUAACAUCAGCUGUGGUCAGGAACAUGGCUGACUGUGAAGGUGGAAGACAUAGGAUAUGAUGGGUGUUUAGGGUUUUUGUUUUGUUUUUUACUUUUUAUAUCCUUUGUGUGCAUUUACUGCUCCCCAGGUGAAUAAGACCUGAGCUCUGCCCCUCGACUGGGGUAUUAAUCAAAAAUCUAGUAGAAAGUUAAGGUUAACAUACAGCUCAUAAUCAUUAUCAAGUGUAAGGGUAAAUAAAUCCACCGUAAGUCACCAGAGCUUUAAAUAUGUUCCUUAUCAAUCAUCUCAGAUUUGUUCCGUACGGUGUAAAAAUUAUUGUAUUUGGAUUAGUUUGAGAUUUUGGGGCUUUUAGAAAGGGGGGUGCAUAAUAAAUUGCAUAAUUCUGUCUUAGAAAAAAAUAACACAGAUAUUUUUAUUUUAAACACAGGUCUAUUAUGUAAGUUACAGCACUUCAAAGAACUUUAUUACAAAUGUACAAAAAUAUGAAGUUAUAAUCAUUUAAAUAACAAAUAUUCUUUGCUUUAUUACAUGGUCCAUAAGUUCAAGACAAUCGCAGUCAUCGUUUCUGUAAAGUUCACGCGUCUAGCACGAAUAGUUUAAGAGUAAGUGGUGCUGUCAUUUUUUGGGGGGGAAACACCCACUUUUUAAAGCCUCGGGAUCACAGAAAUGAACGUAAAGGGUCGGUCAGGAGACCGCUGGUGAUUUCACGCUCGUUGACCCGUAAUUGAUUUUUCCGUUUUUCAUCCGAGUCGUUUUAGCGUCUUCCUGCUUGAAAAAGGUGUUGUUAUGGUGCAGGGUUGGUGGGAAGUUAUUACUCAGCCUACAUCUGAACAAUAUGUGAAAAUAAUUUACAGACUUUUUUAAUUUUAUUUUUUAUUAUAGGGUAAAAGGGGUUUGUCUUGCUGAAUGAGCAGUGUAGCAACAAUGAGACGGUUGACGAUACGUGUCGGGCGGGGGGGGGGGGUGUUGUUGGACACGCCACUCACUCACACGUCUUAUUUCUGAGAUCCAAACUAAAGGUUGUUUUGCGACAUUUCACUAUCAGGAACUCGAUCAAAUUGUGACGUCGAUGGUUUGACGAUGAAAAUGGGAUGUGGUAACCUAGUGGUUACGGUGUUGGACUACCAAUUAGAAGGUUGUGAGUUCAAAUCCUAGGUCCACCAAGCCGCCACUGUUGGGCCCCUGGACAAGGUCCUAAACCCUCAAUUAAAUGUAAACCAUCAGUAAAUAAGGCCUCUCCAAAAGCUGUAAAUGUAAGAAGAUUUUACUACCUAGCUAGGGUUUGGACAUCUUUAAACAGACUGACAGUUGUUGUUGUUUUUUUACCACCGGCUUUGUUAAACACAACAGAAAAACUAAUGACAUAAUUUAUUAGAAGCGAUUUAAAAAACAUUGCCCCAAAUCAGAUUUUCUUUCUGAUCUGUUUACCAAAAUUUAGCAACAUUGACAUCCAAAGGGUUUUUGCAGGCUGCCACAAGUGUCUAUAUUUCAGUAGAUAACUGUAAGGCUGGCAUUAUAUUCCACAGGUAACUCCAUGUGCAUAUGUAUACACACACACACACACACCCCUACGGCCGCCGUUAGAGCAUAACCGCUCACGUAAUAUCUGACCAACGUACAUCAUACACGUCUGGAGGAUGUCUAACAUCCCUGCUGCAAACAAUGAUCUCAGAAUGUAAAUUAGUAGUAUGUAAUAUAUCUAAUAUUUCCUCCCGCUGUAAGUAUUAUCGUUAUUUAUAAACAUCUCUAAUCUACUAAUCCUAAGUUUUUGCGAAUGGCAGAAACUUAAUGAUUUCGCUGCAUUUUGAGUUCUCUAUGCUGUAGUAUGGAUUUCAGGUUUCCAUGACUACCAGUCGGCAACAAAUUACUUCCCCGGGUUGUAACCCGAAUCUGAAAACGUAUAUAUUCUGAUAACUCGAACAAGCUAUAAAUGUUUAAACGUAGAAAAUAUUUAAGAUCACACCUUCUGCCGAAUAUCGGUAGGAUUUGAGACGCAGCACAGGUUUGUUUAGUCUCCUGCCGCUGUCGAUAAUAUAUGGCUAAGUAGAAUAUGGCAGAAUAUAAAUAACAGUUUUUAUGUACACAGGACAUACAAAUAGUCAAACUGGGAAGUCACAACACUGUGAGUGUGUGUGUGUGUGUGUGUGUGUCAGCUUCUGAAAUAUUUCUACAGUAUAUGUAAAGGUAGUAUAAUAAAUUCUGUCUAAAACAGGGUUAUAAACAUAAAAGCCUCUGAGGAAGUGUAUUAUACAGUAGUGUUGGGACAGAUUUAGCUAACGUUACCAUUUAAAGACGACGUAAACGCAGAACGGUGAAGGAAAUGUUUCAUAAUCAUAAAGAAUAGCAACAUUUACCUCAGAAAUGUGGAAAACGUGACUAAGAGCUGCUAGAAGAACGCUAUAUACUUGUACUGUGUUUAAACUGGGACAUUCACUGUGUUUAGAUUAAAUGUGAAUAAUUAAUUACCUUUCGUGAUGUUCAUGACUUUCUCAGAGUUCCUCUGCAGUUGAGUCAACACUAAAUAUAAAUGAUUUUAGCCAUAUAUACAUUUAUCUUUUUCUUUCUUUCUUUUAUUUUUUAUUUUUUAUGAAUAUACCAACAGAUCUGAGGUAAAUGUUGCUAUUCUUGACAACUUUGACUUAUUUCCUCCAUCGUUCUGCAUUUCUAUUGUUCUUAAAUGAAAUGUUUUAUGUACUGGCUAACUAAAACAGUCUCCUUAGCCGUUAGCUAGCUUAUACUCAGAUGAUGUACACUCAGCAGUGUUCUUACAAUUACAAGGUCUUACAAGCCAAUUGAAAGCACAAACUCGAUCUUUAAUUGAAAGCACCAUUAAAUGAAUAUUGUCAUAGGAAUAAAAGAUAAGAGGAAUCAGGAGAUAUGAUUUCAGGUUUUGUUUUUUUUCUUUUUAAAGAAAAUCUACAUGUACCUGUAUGGUGACGUGUGUGUGUGUGCGCGUGAAAUAGUGUGAGAGAGUAUGAGUGUGUGUGUGAAAGAGAGAAUGUGUGUGUGUGUGUGUGUAAGUGAGAGAGAGAGAGUGUGUGUGUGAGUGUGUGUGUGUGUGUGAGAGAGAGUGUGUGUGUGCGUGUGUGUGUGUGUGUGAGAGAGAGACAGAGAGAGUUUGUGUGUGUGUGUGAGAGAGAGAGUGUGUGUGCGCGUGUGUGUGUGUGUGUGUGUGAGAGAGAGAGUGUAUGUGAGAGAGAGACAGAGAGAGUUUGUGUGUGUGAGAGAGAGAGAGAGAGUGUGUGUGUGUGAAACUUUAGAUCAACAUUCUUCAAAAACACAUGCGUUGUGCUGUUAUAGGAAAGGAAUCAGCAACAGAUUUUGAGUCAGACUGUUACCAUGGUAUCCUUUAGACCAGUUAUUUUCCUUUGCUUACAUUUUGUAUAUUAUUAUUGAAGGAAAGCUGUAUUACCUACCUAGCCUAAAACUGUCAUCCCUUCACCAGCCCUUUUGUUUUUAAAAGCUAAUAAAAUAAAACGUCACAUUUCUGAGGAACCGCACCACACAAAAUGCCCACAUUUCGUACAUUACCUGCUCUCUAUUCUGAGGUGUUUCCCAGAGCUUGUACUCCACCCACCCCCACAAACAUCCGGUGUGUUAAAACUCUGCAGACAAUCAAUCAGCUUGUGGACUAUAUGGAGCAGAUUUUUGGUUACUGAUGACGUAUUACUCAGCGUGUUUCGAGAAAUAACUCUCCUAACUGAUGUCCCUGCAUGCUGCAAGAGGCAUCAACAUGUACUUUAUGGUUUAUUGGUGAUUGUUAACUUCCUGCUUGUCAUAUGAUCCAUACUUCGGCACUCUAGGCAUGUGCUGAUAAUCAGUUAUCUCAUAUAUACAGUGAUAUUAAACGGUUGGUGUUACAGAUACUGCAGAUUAUCCCUAAAGAUGGAUUCGGAGCAUAUUAAAUUACGUUUGGUGUUAAAUACUGUAAAUCCGAUUCAGACAGCAUCCGAAUUUUUCCAAUUUGCAUGAAUGAAAUCUAAUAACUGUGCUCUGAAUGAUAUUCCAGAAUAAAGCCAUCAGAGAAGAUUGAUAUUAACCUAAUAUCAGCACAUGGCUACUGACAGCUGAAAGGUUUGGUAUAAAUCUCAUAUCGGUAUUUACUGCAUAACAAUAUUGGAAUAAACUUAUUUGCUCAUUGCAA
Molecule: messenger RNA, 5983 nt
Organism: Tachysurus fulvidraco (yellow catfish)
Lineage: Eukaryota; Metazoa; Chordata; Actinopteri; Siluriformes; Bagridae
Gene: gopc
Product: golgi-associated PDZ and coiled-coil motif containing
Exons: 9
Coding region: 260-1618 (452 amino acids)
Biological process (GO): negative regulation of protein localization to cell surface
Cellular component (GO): trans-Golgi network transport vesicle; membrane; Golgi apparatus
Molecular function (GO): transmembrane transporter binding
Source: RefSeq, a predicted model, not a curated record